Messenger RNA from Brienomyrus brachyistius, 4168 nucleotides. RefSeq names its product nidogen-2-like. NCBI's taxonomy places the organism in Eukaryota, Metazoa, Chordata, Actinopteri, Osteoglossiformes, Mormyridae. The transcript is spliced from 17 exons. Gene Ontology annotation, biological process: cell-matrix adhesion. The coding region runs from base 151 to 3555 and encodes 1134 amino acids. Gene Ontology annotation, molecular function: calcium ion binding. The record is from RefSeq and is a predicted model, not a curated record. Gene Ontology annotation, cellular component: basement membrane.
ACUCUUCAGAGCGUGCGGUUUACGGGUUCCUGUGGGUUCAGCUCCUUAAAACUAAUCGUCUCGUUUCUUUAUCCGCAUCAAGUCUGCACGGUGACGAAUUUUCUUGGUUCGCAGAAGUGGAUUUAAUGCAGGUUUUGUUUUGAGUACAAGAUGAAGAUGCGAAACAACCUGGGAAUAUUAUUUUUUCAGUUUUCCUGUACUGUAUACUUUGUAGAUGCUGUUGACAGGAACAAUAUUUUCCCAUUUGGGACAGUAAGCGGAGAUUUAACUCUUCCAGAGGGUGACGAUGAAGUUUCUGAAACGCUGAAACUUAACAGACCCAUGUAUUUCUACGAGACGCAAUUUAGCAAGUUAUACGUGGCUACCAAUGGAAUCAUUUCCUGCCAGGAUUUGCCCAGGGAGAAGCAGUAUGUGGAUCAUGCUUUCCCAAUGGACUUCCCCAUCAUUGCGCCUUUCCUAGCUGAUAUUGAUACUAGCAAUAACAGAGGGACAGUCUACUACCGGCUUGACGAGUCACCAGGUGUGCUUCAGCGCCUUUCCCAGGAAGUGAACCGUGGCUUUCCAGGUGUCAGCUUCACAGCCACACAUGCUGUUAUUGCUACUUGGGAAGAUGUUGCUGCGUAUGAAGAAGUAAAACACAGUUCUGGGCCUUCAGAUAGGGUGAACACAUUCCAAGUAGUGCUGGCAUAUGAUGAAGUGGACACUUUUGUGUUAUUUCUAUACCCUGAUGAUGGGCUGCAUUUCUUUGGGACAAGGUCAAAGGAAACUUAUAAUGCUCAGUUGGAGCUCCCAGCUCGGGUGGGAUUCAGCAGGGGAGAAGUGCCUUUAGUAAAAUUUUCCCCUAUGAAGGAGCUCUACUAUAGUGUUACCAGCACUGAAAAAGCUGUUAAAAAUCUCUAUCAGACGGGCAAUGCUGGAGUGCCAGGGGUGUGGCUCUUCCAUGUUGGAAACCACUUUUCUUUCAACAACGUGGUUCCUGCAACACUGAUUCAGGUGGCUCCUACAGUUAUGCCAUUGGGUCAGAACAGACGGGAUGCCACCAUCCCUGACUACACCGAAUACAUAGAUCACUUUCAUGAUCAAGCAAGUGAAUACAAUUCCAAAGUCCUGUCAGGCUCUGAGUUCCUUCCUCUAGCUAUGUCUGAACUCUUGGAGUCAGAUCACACUGCCAUAUUUCUUUAUCCUUUGGCCACCAAGAAUAAGGAUCAUGACUUCCUGGCUGAUCAACCACGCAUGCAGACUUAUAAUGGAGAUAGUCCAUUGAUCUUCAGGCACCGACUUUUGGAUCCUUUGCCCCCCACCCCUCCUGCCUCAGGUCCUGGGGGCUACCUCACUCCAAAACUCAGGCAGCACUCAUCUGAAGGUCUCAGUCAGGACAUAACUUCAAAAACCAACCUGAAGGAUCCUGGCAUGGAAAACACUGCUGACUUGGAGAGAACGGACGAGAAUGUGGACUUUGACACCAGGGUAUUACAGCAUACUUCUGAAGACAUGAAGAUGUGUGCCCAGUUUCAGCAGGCCUGUUCCCCAAAUGGCUACUGUGCUGAUUAUUCCUCCGGUUCCUGUUGUCAUUGUCACUCUGGCUUCUAUGGCAAUGGAUGGCAAUGUUUGUUAGAGGGUGCCCCCCAGCGUGUGAAUGGAAGGGUGAGUGGGCUUGGUUAUGUGGGGGCCACCCCAGUUGAAAUGGACAAUGUGGACCUGCAUAGUUAUGUUGUGGUAAGCGAUGGACGAGCCUACACUGCCAUAAGUCAGCUCCCCGAGCCUCUAGGCUGGGCACUGAUGCCCUUGGCUCCUGUGGGAGGUCUGUUUGGCUGGCUGUUUGCUUUGGAGCUUCCAGAUCACAAGAAUGGCUUCCGCGUCACUGGUGCAGACUUCACUUAUCAUGCAGAGGUUAUCUUCUACCCUGGGAACCAACGCCUCACUAUUAUCCAAACAGCUCAGGGUUUCAGCCCUGAAAGCUACAUCAGAAUGGACACUCGUAUUCAUGGCAAAAUGCCGUUCAUUGUUUCUGGUGCCAAAGUUGAGAUAGAGCCAUACAAGGAAGUAUACCAGUAUUACCCCUCAUUGGUAACAUCUUCUUCAGUCCAUAAGUACAAAGUGGUGUCAGCAGAGAUGGGCUCAGAAAUGUUCUCCUAUCAACUGUAUCAGAACAUAACAUUUCACGAAUGCCAGCAUGGCCCUCAGACCAACCCCAAGAGCCAGCAGCUGAAUGUGGAACGUGUCUUUGUUACGUACAUUAAAGAGGAACACAUUAUGAGAUAUGCCAUCACCAGCAAAGUUGGACCAGUUACAGGAAAAGCCCCUGAGCCUGUCCUGUUGAACCCAUGCCAUGCUGGAAUGCAUAACUGCGAUGCCAAAGCGCAGUGUCUACCUGGAGAGGGGAUGCAUUUCCAGUGUCAGUGCAGCACAGGGUACAGAGGAGAUGGACAGUAUUGUACUGACAUAGAUGAAUGUAAGUCCAUCCCCUGCCAUCUUCAUGCCUCCUGCUCAAAUACUGAGGGAUCCUUUGAGUGUCAGUGCUGGCCCGGAUUCCAGGGGAAUGGUGUCCAGUGCAUUCCUCUCAGUGUGAAACCCUGGCCCACACAGCGCCCGGAUAGCAUUUGUGAACGCUGGAGAGAUAGCUUGAUGGAGCACUAUAGAGGUCAGCCAGUCUCAUCCCAUUACACACCCCAGUGCGACAGCACUGGUCAGUUCAACCCUGUUCAAUGUUAUGGAGACAGCAAUUACUGCUGGUGCGUUGACAAGGAUGGGAGAGAGGUGCCUGGGACACGCUUGCACAAUGCUGUGAAACCCGCUUGUAUUCCAACUGAGGCUCCCCCCACCAUGUACCCAGUACCUCCUCCUGAUAUGACACUCUCUGCAUCAGCAACUAGUCUACUUUAUGCCCAGGGCCAGCAAAUCGGAGCAGUGCCCCUUAAUGGUACCAGAAUGGAAACAGGAAAGGCCUCUACCCUGCUGGCACUUCACGGCUCUAUUGUGGUUGGGAUUGAUUACAACUGUAAGGACAAAAAGAUUUAUUGGACAGAUCUCGCUGGACGGACAAUCAACAGAGCCAGUUUAGAGCCAGGGGCAGAACCUGAGACUGUCAUCAGUACAGGGCUUACCAUUCCAGAAGGUCUGGCCGUGGAUGCUUUUCGGAGUACAAUGUUUUGGGUUGACAGUGGUUUAGACAAACUUGAAACAUCUAAUUUGGAUGGCAGUAGAAGAAGAGUCUUGUUUGACACUGAACUGGUCAACCCACGUGCCAUAAUUGUGGACUCUACCAGUGGAAUCCUCUUUUGGACAGACUGGAAUAGAGAUGCUCCAAAAAUCGAGCAGUCAACUGUUGAGGGCCAGAACAGAAGGAUUUUGGUCCAGGAUGGGAUUGGAUUACCCAAUGCCCUAACCUUCAACUCAGUGUCCAAGCACCUUUGUUGGGCAGAUGCAGGUACCAAACGUCUGGAAUGUAUUGCACCAGAUGGGACAGGAAGACGGGUGAUACACAGCAAUGUAAAUUACCCCUUCGGCAUGGUAUUCUAUGCCAACCAUUUCUACUACACAGACUGGAGGAGAUGAUGGGGGAAAAGUAGGUGGUGAAUAACAUAACCAACAAUGAAAGCAGCCAUUUUGGUGGAUAUUAAACAGACAAACAAGAACUGACAGUCUGUUGCUUGGGGUCUUAGCUUACAAAGGAAAAUCAAAAAUGAACAUGUACCUCUAUUUGUAAAAGAUCAUUUGGGUGAAAACUGACAUGGAAGUGAUAAUCCAGCUCACCACUGAGGAAAAAUCUGUAUUUGUCUCUUAUUAUGUUCUUCAUAAUACUAUCACAAUCAUUUUGAUCUAAGUUACACAAAUAAUAUUUAAAGUACUGAAGUAAUACCAUCACUUUCUUAUACAAAUCAGAAAGAAUGCAGUUGUUUUCUUUUAAACAUUGUUUUCCUCUAGAGUAUGUACAAUGUAUUCAUAUUUGGAUAUGUAUUAAGACUUGACUGCAUUUAAAAUCAUGUAAAAUGUGAUACAUAUUGUACCAAAUUUGCUUCUGUAGUGUUUUAACCUUAAGAACACAUAUAAUGCACAAAUCCACAUCUGUUGUAACAGUUCCUGAGACCUUGUGUCCAUUUCCCAGGUUCUUUGUUCUUCUACUAUUCCGUCACAAAAUAAAGGCAAAAAAAAGCUUAGUAACACUUCA